ACAUCAAGCUAGAAUCUUUAUUGGCCAACAGAUUUUGCAACAGACGAAUUGUGGAAGAUGUUAAGAUAGAUAAAGGUCAAUCAUGUGCCCAUUAUUCAGUGUAAGCUGGAUGGGACUGCUAUUGCAUGUGUCAUGUAAAUGAAUCUGUAUACAAUGAUUUCUACACACUCGUCCGAAAACUCAGCUGCACCCAGAGACGUCAAACAGCGGAUAAAGCAAAAGCUGGCUCAUUCCCUGAAGUGCUUGCAGAAGCGGUAUGUAAAUUCGGACAAUGUUGUAACCAGCGAUGACUGUGACGCAAAUGUGCUGUGCUGUGUCAUGGAGUCGAUAUUUGUACAUGGAUUGAAAUCGAAGCACAUUAAAACAAAUGGAGGAAACCGAGGACGGAAAGGCAGUCAAGCUCCUCUUCCACAGCCUGUCUUUUGGACUCUGCUUAAAAUGGUCACUCAUCAUGAUGUUGUGACAGAUCUGGAGAAAUUGAACUUUAUUAACACUGAUGUGGGCCGAUGUCGGGCAUGGGUAAGACUUGCACUUAAUGAUGGCCUGAUGGAGUGUUACUUAUUGUCCCUACUUCGUGAAAAGGACAGUCUAUAUGACUUCUACCAUCCCGUGGCUUUGCUUCUUGAUACAGAAGACAGUGAGGUUCUACUGAGCUAUCUGCAAGGCCUGUCAUCUCUUUCAUUUACAUUGUCUUACAAAUCAGCUGUUCUAAAUGAAUGGACUACCACUCCCCUCGUGUUGGCUGGCUUAUACUCGGGACAAGAACUGGCAGAAACGUCAUCGCCAAACUUAUCCGAAGGAAGGAGGAAAGGUUCUUGGGAUUCAGCUUCUCAGUCCUCUGGUUCUGAUAUCAUUGAGGUGAUUCAUACCAGUUCUACAGCUCUGCAGAACAGUCAAUUGGGUAAACUAAAGGCUGCAUCCUCUACGUUGAGCUUGGAAACAACUGGAUCAUCCCAACUCUCAUCCAGCUUGAGCUCUGACAGCCUCCUUCAGUCAAACGGAAUGAAGAGUCCUGACCAAACGACGGAGGAAUUGUGGUCGUGUGAGACCGACAAAGGCAUUGCCAGUGCCGAAAGCUCCAGCCAAUCUCUGCAAGUGACACCGGAUGAACUUGGAGAAGACCAAAUACCAGUUUCCCUGGAUUGCAAUGUUUCAAUUACUAUAUCACAGCCUGAAUUAUCCUCAAUGCUUCCAGCAGUUGAUAUUGCAUUGAAUGCUCAGUCAGGUAAAUUGGUUGACCAACAUACAUGCAAUGAGGAAACAAAUGCAAGGACAAUAGAAAGCCAUAAAAUUGAAAGCCCAUCCUCUACCCAUGUUUCAGCCUUGCACCAUCCAGAAACUGCUUAUGGAUCACAUCUUGAAAAUGGCAGUAAAACUGUUGCUUCUCACAGUGAAAAGAUGCUAAAUCCUGUCAAUUCUGAAAGGUUAUCUGAUUACAACUCCCAGAGAAUUUUGCAAUCUGCAGCAUGCCAGAAACAGGAAGUAGACGCUGCAGUUCAAGUUUCCGUUGUGAGCGGAAUUGCUCAUGUGACAGACCAAAAGAAUGCAUUGAGUGUUCACAGCACUCACUUGACUGAACCAGGAGAUAAUCAUAAACGAAGUAGCUGGAUAUCAGAUGAUGACAUAUGCAAACCAUCCCCUCAAGAAGUACUUCCGCGAAGCACAGGGGAAAGUUCAGCUGAUCACUCUAUUGACACAACACCAAUGAAUGUAAAUAGCACUGGGGCUACUAAAAAUAGACAACCAGCUUCCGAGCUCUUGCAGAGUACGUUUCGUCAAGAGGAAGCAUCAUUUGAAGUGACCCAUCGUCGAAAGAUUGGUAUUUCAAACCCGUUUCGUGGACUUCUGAAGUUGGGCAAUUUAGAGAGGAGAGGUCAUGUUGGUAUUUGGAAAGAGUAUUACUGUGAGUUAUCACCUUUCGAGUUUCAUCUGUACCAGAGUGACGAUGACCGCAAUUGUUAUGAGAACUGCUCUUUACUAAGGUGUGAACUACUGGGACGUGCACACAGUGAUGGAAGGUUUCAUGUGGUUUUUGCUGGCAAGAAGUUGUACCUCCGAGCACCCUCUCGAGAUGAAGCAGAGGACUGGAUUGAUCGAAUUCGGGAAGCAUUAGAACAAUGUCGACCUCACCGAACUUCAAAACAAGAAUCAUCUCAUGUAGAGGCCUCAAUGAAUGAGAAACCCGAUUCAGUUUCUGAGCCACAUGUCCUUCACUCUGCUCACCAGUUAAAUCACAAGGAAGAGAAUGGCUUCCAACGAGAUUUUAAUUGGGUUUCUGAGGCAGAAUCGCAGUUAGAUGCAAUUAAAGAGACUGUACUAUACUUGUUAACAGGCAAAAGGUGGACUCGUUACAUCUUCUCUUUGACAUUGGAUGCACUGAAAUAUUUCAAAUUUCAGGAACAGCAAAAGGUACUAUGCAGCAUCUGCAAAACUGAAACUUUUAAGGAUGUUAUACCUGACACUGCAUUGGGCGGUCCAGCUAACUUUAAAUUAAUUACAUCUGAGGUUACUCUGAGACUUCAGGCAGAAAGUGGUGCAGAAGCAAGAUCGUGGCGUGAACUGAUUCGAGCAGUUCUAUCAUCCUUCUUAGAAGCAGAAGAAGAUACCUUGGCAGCAAACACAGGCUUCGAGAAGAAUGAAAAAAGACUUGUGGAGCUGGGCUUGGGGGAACACAAGAGCCUUCUACAGCAUUUGACUGUUGUACCCAUAGAAAAAGGGUUGGAUUUGCAGAAAUUUCAAUGUGCAGGAUGCUCUCAGAAAAUAGGAUUUUCAUUUGGCAAAGCCAAGGUUUGUGCAUAUUCUGGCCUCUACUAUUGUGAAAUGUGUCAUCAGGAUACAGAGACUAUUAUUCCAUCCAGAAUGAUGCAUAACUGGGAUCUGACUAAACGAGGGGUUUCCAAUGUGGCAGCAAGGUUCCUGCAGCAGGUCCAAAAUGAGCCAUUCAUUGAUCUUGAUGUGAUAAAUGGAAGUCUCUAUCAGUACGUUGAACACAUGGCUCGGGCUCGUAAGAGUAGAGAUCAGUUGAAGAUAUUGGAAGACUAUCUCUUCACGUGUCGGAGCGGUGCAGUCCAGGAUCUCUAUAAAAGGUUGGAUCAGAAGAAGUAUCUCUUGGAAUCAGCCCAUCUAUACAGUGUCUCUGAUCUUCGACAGAUAGCCCAUGGAAUGUUUGAAGCAUUCAUACAGCAGGCUAUCCAUUAUGCCACCAAUCACGUCUAUAUGUGUGACCUUUGUACUCAGCGAGGCUUCAUCUGCCAGAUCUGCAGCAGUGACGACAUCAUCUUCCCUUUUGAAUUUGAAUCAACUACAAGGUGCAAAAAGUGCAGGACUGUUUUCCAUAAGGUUUGCAAGGCUGGUGUCCAAUCGUGUCCACGCUGUGUACGCAAACAAAGGUACCAGGAUUACAAAAUGGGACAUUAGCUGUGGUCUGCAUCCAGGAUCAUGCACAAGGGAGUGAGAAUACGAGUUGUCCACCGUGUGCAGACCGUUUCCCGAGUUCUUGCAAUUUACAGCAAAUAUAAACCGAGAUGAUACAAAAUGAAUCAUUUCACUAUGAUCGCACAGACACAAGUUCCUUGCCACUUCAUUUUGAAAACAGUAACUCCAAAAGGAACAUAAAGAUGUUCCUUUCCUUGAUGUGGGUUCAAGAUUUGAUACAGACCUACUAGUGUUACCAGGAAGACCGUCUGCAGCCAGAUUGCACUCACUCUCACUGGCACUGGUAAACACGUUCAUCUUCUGGAUUAUCAACUUUUUAAAGUCUUAACUCAUUUUAAAAUUCAGACAUACAUUCUCCUUUAUUCAAACAUGCAAACUAUAUCAGUAGUUUGUGAAAGUGUAAAAUGUACAGUAGAGUUACUAUUCAACAGUGAAAUUAACUAAAGAUUUGCUAGACCUUGCUGCUUUAAUUGCACUUUGAAAACUAAUCCUUGUAAAUACGCAGAAUAUUUAAAUGUUCACCCAUACUGCAGACUAUCCAUUACAUUUUAACACUCAAUCCAAAAGGGUGCAAGCACUUUCUUACUUGUCUAAUACUGAUAAGGUUUCAUUUUUUUUUUUUUUGAGAUUAACAGUGAUAUAUAAUCAAUUUGUAAAGCAAUUGAAAUGAUGAUCAUUAAUAUAUCAUUCAGUAACUAUAUUUUAUUAAACACCAUCUUAUAAAAUCAGUACAACUGAUAACUGUUCAUGAAAUUAUGCUAUUUUCCAGUGGGAAUUUUGGCCAAUUUAGAUAGGAAAUUGUUAAGGUGCUAAACUUUGCUCAAAUAACCAAUGCCAAAUGCAUCCAAAUGUAAAAAUGAGAAUUUACAGAACUUAACAUUUAUAUUCAUGCAUUUUGUGUGCAACAAUGCAAAUUAUUCCUUCCCAAUUACAAACUUACCAUCACUCAUAAGUGUCAUUAAUUCCAACAUUUAGAAACCAUACUUCAAAAAACCAUUCUGGAAAUAAACUUCUGCAGAGCUGCAGUAUUUAAGUGCACAGAUUCAAAAGUACAGCAAAAUUGUGGAUGCCUUGAUACUUUGUUGGAUUUAUUACAGUUCAUGGCACAUACCUAUAAAUGAUUACUUGCUAUUUGUGGUCUUCCAAUAAUACCAAGGUUUAACUGUCAUGUGAUAACUUGUUUUUUUUUGUACUUCAGCUUUUUUAUUGCAUUAUAUACCUUGACUUACUUUGGAAUCAAAUCAUGGCAAAAUUUUCUAAACACUGGCUCUAUAGUCAUUUCUAUUUUCUUAAAAACUGAUUGUGUCAAAAGAUUUGAUUUUUAAAUGUGCAAAUAAAGUUUGAGGGCCUGAUUUAAA
This is a messenger RNA of Amblyraja radiata (thorny skate), 4793 nucleotides long. It is a transcript of the gene plekhm1, whose product is annotated as pleckstrin homology domain containing, family M (with RUN domain) member 1. The transcript has 12 exons. The record is from RefSeq and is a predicted model, not a curated record. Bases 139 to 3417 code for a protein of 1092 amino acids. Lineage: Eukaryota; Metazoa; Chordata; Chondrichthyes; Rajiformes; Rajidae.